Molecule: messenger RNA, 1359 nt
Organism: Salmo salar (Atlantic salmon)
Lineage: Eukaryota; Metazoa; Chordata; Actinopteri; Salmoniformes; Salmonidae
Product: high-mobility group box 1
Biological process (GO): regulation of transcription by RNA polymerase II
Cellular component (GO): nucleus
Molecular function (GO): DNA binding
Source: RefSeq, a predicted model, not a curated record
CGUUUACAGUUCUGAUGCCAAGAAUAACGAUAUCGAGAUGGGGAAAGAUCCAAGGAAGCCGAGGGGCAAGAUGUCCUCCUAUGCCUACUUUGUCCAGACCUGUCGAGAGGAGCACAAGAAGAAACACCCGGAAGCUUCCGUCAACUUCUCCGAGUUCUCCAAGAAGUGCUCUGAGAGAUGGAAGACCAUGUCCGCCAAGGAGAAGGGGAAGUUUGAGGAUCUGGCCAAGCUGGACAAAGUGCGUUAUGAGAGGGAGAUGAGGAGCUACAUUCCUCCCAAGGGAGAGAAGAAGAAAAGGUUUAAGGACCCCAACGCCCCCAAGAGACCAUCGUCUGCUUUCUUCAUCUUCUGCGCUGAUUUCCGACCCCAGGUGAAGGGGGAGACCCCUGGCCUGUCAAUAGGUGAUGUGGCUAAGAAGCUGGGAGAGAAGUGGAACAACCUAACAGCGGAGGACAAGGUGCCCUAUGAGAAAAAGGCUGCCAAGCUGAAGGAGAAGUACGAGAAGGACAUCACUGCGUACCGCAACAAGGGCAAGGUGCCCGUCAGCGUGCCAGCGAAGGCCGCUGCCCCAACCAAGGACGACGACGACGAUGAUGACGAUGAUGACGACGAUGAAGACGACGAUGAUGACGACGACGAUGACGAGUAGAUCAACGUUGUUACGUGUAGAGCUUAUCACUUCUUGUUUAUAAAGCAUUUAACCCCUCUUGUUCACACAUCACUUACUCAGAACAAAAAUAAAAAACAUUACUUGAAAAAGUUACUACAACAAAAAAAACUCUCUCUCCCUCCAAAAUGUAAACGCUGUGUAUAAGAAUUGUUUUGCAGCUGUACAGGUUGUUGUCUCCUCUUUUUGUAUAGUUAACACUACAACAGUGUCACAUGUGUCUGUCUGUGUUUCUAUCUCCCCCCCCAAAAAUGGAAUCCUAUUCCUUAUUUAGUGCACUAACUUUUGACAAAGUCCUUAUAGGGUUCAGGUCAAAAGUAGGGCACUAUAUAGGGAAUAGGAUGCAAUUUGGGAUGCGACCCCCCCCCUUUUGUUACAGUUUAAAGCGGUUGUAAAAAAAACAAAUUGGCUUGGAAACCAAUUGGUCUAUUUGCCUUAGCUAGUAGUGCACAGCAGCACAUUACCAAGUUAUAAUGUAGUGUCUUAGUAGUUCUUCUGUUUCCAAUGGCUGGUGCAUUUGUUUUUCUUGUUUUAAAUGACGUCUUAUCAACUUGCCGUAUUAUCAUAAAGUUAUUUUACUGGACUAUUUGAAUACCACUGUAAUUGCAAAAAAAGAAAUAUUUGCAUUAGUUUUUUUUGUGUUUUUUUUUAGAUUCUGAACUGCUUCUGACGUCAAUAAACAUUUUUUUUUU